AUGAUCGUCUUCAACUCGAUUUUGCUUGGUUUGGAUGUGAAGCGCAACAAGUCCUACCUGGAGGCUCAGAUCCUCCUUGUGCUGGGCGAGAUCUGCAAUGGUUUCUUCUUCAUUGAGCUCUGUCUUCGUCUCUGGUGCUACAAGGGCAGCUUCUUCUACGGCGAGGAAAACGGCUGGAACUUGUUCGACUCCUUUCUGGUUGUUUCAUCAGUGCUGGAUGUUAUCUUGACGUACACUGCUGCGGACAUCUCCCCAGCCUUGGCUGCCAGCAUGAAGAUGCUCAAGCUUUUCAGGAUCAUGCGUGUCUUCCGAGUCUUCCGCUUCUUCCGUGAGUUGGGGAACUGGGCCAUGAUGAUCAUGGACUCCUUGAAGUCCUUGUUUGGAGCGUUGAUCCUUCUCGGCAUCAUCGUAUAUGUCUUUGCUGUGAGCCUUUCGAUGAACACCGCAGACUGGCUGAUCCAACAGGACGCGGCAAAUUCAGUGGAUCGAGCGUUGAUUGAGGAUGUUGAGACCUGGUUUGGCUCGCUGGGCUCGACUGUGUACACGUUGAUGCUGUCCAUCCUUGGGGGCGUUAGCUGGCACAUCGUUUGUGACCUCCUCUUCAAGAUUGACAUCCUGUCAGCUGCGCUGUUGCUCUUCUAUAUCAUGUUCACCAUCUUUUCAGUGCUCAAUGUGAUCACAGGAGUGUUUGUGGACUCUGCCAUCCAGACCACGAAUUCACAACGAGACAUUCAGAUCGAGCGCGAGCUUGAGCUCAAGGACUCCUUUCUGAAGUCGUUGAAGGACUUCUUCGAAGCUUUGGACACUGACGGCAACGGUGCAAUCCACCUGGAUGAGAUUAAGAUCAUGCUGCAGGAUCCUACACUCGCUGCAUACUUUGCUGUGCUUGGGUUCGACGAGGUGAAUGCGCACCAAAUCUUCCACUUGCUUGAUGACGACGAAUCUGGUGAGGUGAGUAUCCAAGAAUUCCUGGAUGGCUGCGCCAAGCUGAAGGGACAAGCACGGAGCAUUGAUGUCCAUGCGAUCAUGCACCAGUGCAGGGCGCUCCACAGGGAUAUCAGCUUCGUCGGCUCCCAGCUGGGUGUUGACGUCCAGCAGGCGGCGCAUGCGAGUCGGCAACGCGGCCGGUUUCCUAAAGAACGGUCUGAGGUGGGACUCCUGCUUGAGGCAGUUUGUAGAAGAGCUUGGCGUGUCUGA
This is a messenger RNA of Symbiodinium pilosum, 1197 nucleotides long. The record is from the annotation of a GenBank genome assembly. Lineage: Eukaryota; Dinophyceae; Suessiales; Symbiodiniaceae.